Bathycoccus prasinos is the source of this 1959-nucleotide messenger RNA. RefSeq lists its product with no specific name. NCBI's taxonomy places the organism in Eukaryota, Viridiplantae, Chlorophyta, Mamiellophyceae, Mamiellales, Bathycoccaceae. Gene Ontology annotation, molecular function: protein kinase activity; ATP binding. The record is from RefSeq and is a predicted model, not a curated record. Gene Ontology annotation, biological process: protein phosphorylation. Bases 1 to 1959 code for a protein of 652 amino acids. The transcript has a single exon.
AUGUCCGGGUCAAAGUCUCGACCACAGAAAGGGUCGUCCGUCGAGACUUCGCCGAUGACUUUGUCGUCGCCGCAAAUACCGAUGGCGGGGUCUGUCCAACACCAAGAAAAACUCCGAGUCUGUCAAAAAGUCAUCGAACAGUUAUGCGAGGAUUGGCCGGAGUUGAACGAGGACGGCGAGAGGAAAGCGAAAGUGCACGAUUUAAUAUUGAGGUUACCGAGACAGUACGGGUUAGACGCGCACCAUUUGGAGGAUAUCGAGACGCACGUUCGGUUGUUGGAACGAGCGUCGACGAAAGAUGCGCCAGUCGUGCACGUCAGAGAGGUUUUAGUUGGCGGGGAGGAAGAAGAGGAAGAGGGCUCGGAAGGAGAGAGCGAUACAGACAUCGGAGGGAAGGAGGAGGAGGAGGACGCAAAUAGAGAGGACGUGAGCAUGUCGUCCGCGAACGAAGAGAGCGGACAGUCGGCGAGAUAUAAGUCGCAAGCGAAAGCGAUAUUGCAGCAAAAUCAUCAACAACAACAGUUGCAGCAAACGAGAGGUUUGCGAAGGCCGAUAUUCGGGUCUUCGUUGACGCUGAGUUCGUUUCAACCCGGGUCACCCAGCAGUCGAGGUGGAAGUAUGAGUGGGAGAAGCAUAGAUAAUAACACUAACAAUAGAAAUAGCGUAGAAGGGACGUAUGAGAUUGCGGUGUGCGGAGGGAACAAGCCGAGGACGUUGUCGAGGAUAUCGACGACUUUGUUUGACGUCGGGUUGAAUAUUGCCGAAGCGCACGUGUUUUGCACGUCGGAUGGGUUUGUUUUGGACGUGUUUGUCGCGCAAGGGUGGCGUGAGAACGAUGCGAAAGGGUUGGAGGCGAUGUUGCAAAGCACGUUUGAUCAGUUUAAUUGGGGCGAUGCGGUUUCGUCGAGAAAACUACAACAACAAAAAAAAAGCGGAGGCGCGGUGGAUUCUGCACCGGCGCAUCCGAAAAGAAAAUCAGAAGAUGUGAGUCAGAAGAAGAAUAACGGUAGAGAUAGACGCGCUUUAAUCGACGAUAGAAGCGUUUCGCCCAUGCCUUCCGAGUGGGAAAUUGAUGAAAAGUUGUUGACUUAUAGCGAGAAGAUUGCGCAAGGCGCGUUUGGCGUUUUGUAUCUCGGACAGUAUUGCGGUCAAGAAGUCGCGGUGAAAGUUCUAAAGACGCCGAAAAACGAAAGUCACGACGAUUUGAAGAGAGAGUUUCAGCAAGAGUUGUCGACGUUGAGGAAAGUGCACCAUAAAAACGUCAUUCAACUCAUCGGCGCUAUAACGAAAGGACCAAUGUUGUGUCUCGUAACGGAGUUUAUGCACGGCGGUUCGAUGUUGAGUUUCUUGCACAAAAAUGCGCCUUUGAAGUUGUCGCAAAUCGUCAAGUACUCCACCGGCGUCACCUUAGGUCUCGAUUAUCUCCACAAGAUCAACAUCGUUCACAGAGACGUGAAAACGGCAAAUCUGUUGAUGGAUGAAAACGACGUGGUGAAAAUUGCCGAUUUUGGCGUCGCGAGGGUCAUGGCGAAAGACGGAGUGAUGACGGCUGAAACUGGGACCUAUCGAUGGAUGGCACCGGAAGUUAUAGCGCACCAAGUGUAUAAUCACAAGUGCGAUGUCUAUUCGUUUGCGAUCACGCUCUGGGAACUCGUCACCGGUGGCGAUAUACCGUAUUCUGGAUACACUCCUCUCCAAGCCGCCGUUGGCGUCGUCCAAAGAGGCAUGCGUCCAACCAUCCCGCAAAGUUGUCACCCGGUCCUCGCGCAUACCAUCCAAUAUUCCUGGCAAGCUGAUAUGAACACCCGACCGGAAUUCGAGCAAAUCGUGGAAAUGUUGAGAGACAUUAACGUCACCGACGACGGGAAAAAAGAUGAAAACAACGGUUUGAUGUCUCGAUUCCGCUCGAUGGGGUUCGCCGGAAGUAAAAAGAAGCAAAAUAAAGAGUUGAAACAAUAA